AUGUCUUACGCCCAACCAUUUCCUCUCGCGCAAUCCGUUCAAAACAGCGGUCAAACUACCUUCGCUCCGGAUCUCGCUGUCCGUCUCAUUUGCAGAGAUUGCCAAGAGUACCCUCCGAAUAUUGUGGAGGAGUUCCGUGAUGGGGAUCUCGUCUGUGGCUCUUGUGGUCUGGUUCUCAGCGACAGAAUCAUUGACACCCGGAGCGAGUGGCGCGAAUUCACUUCGACACACUCGGAUGAAACUACUCAUGCCCAUUGCCGCGUUGGACAAGUGCAGGACCGUCUUGGGGUUGGCUUGGAACACCUCGCAACCACAAUCUCCGUUGAUAGUGGCUCAAGUAUAUCCCAAGACCUGCGCCGCGUGGCGAGGCAGGCCGAGAACCUUUCUCCUUCGGAGCGCCGCGUACGACAGGCUUUCCGUGACAUCGAUGAUAUGUGUGCGCGGAUUCAGCUUCCGAAUACAGUCUUGGAUAUCACGAAGCAGCUCUACUGGCGUAUUGACCAGGAGAAUAUCCGCCCUAGUCGCCUGCGCAGUCGUGCACAGUACGAAGCGACGCUCGGCGCUUGCUUCUUCAUCGCUUGUAGGCAAGCACGCGUGCCGCGUACGUUCAUCGAGAUCUGCCAGGUGACGUCCGUGGACAAGCAGGACAUCGGACGGGCCUAUAGGGAGCUUGAGCAGAAGUUCAACUUGAGAUCUGGCUCGACGGUCGGGUAUGAUGAGGAGAGCGGCGCCUAUGAAGGCGGACCGCAGGACCUUCUGGUGCGGUACUGCAAUUAUCUUGGUCUUCCUCAAAGCGUGGUCUCUGUCAGCACGGACGUCGUGGUGAAGUUGCGGGAGCUAGAGACCCCAACGAGUCGAUCUCCCCCGACGAUCGCUGGGGGCGCGAUCUUCUUCGCGAGCCAUCUGUUGGGCCACCCAAGGAACUUCCAGCAGAUCGGGAAGGUUGCCGGCAUGAAGGGAGUAUCCAUGGCAGUUCUCUACAAGACGUUAUACGACCUCAAGGACAAAUUAGUGAGUGAUGCGUUGAUCCGGGAUGGUACCGCGAAGCUGGAUAGGUUGCCCCUCCCUACUACUCGGUAGCGAAGGGGUUCGAGUUGCAACUCUAUGGGCAGUUUGACAUGCCUCACUAGUGUUGUCCGGUAGC
Molecule: messenger RNA, 1144 nt
Organism: Dichomitus squalens LYAD-421 SS1
Lineage: Eukaryota; Fungi; Basidiomycota; Agaricomycetes; Polyporales; Polyporaceae
Exons: 2
Coding region: 1-1080 (359 amino acids)
Biological process (GO): transcription preinitiation complex assembly; transcription initiation at RNA polymerase II promoter
Cellular component (GO): nucleus; transcription preinitiation complex
Molecular function (GO): TBP-class protein binding; RNA polymerase II general transcription initiation factor activity
Source: RefSeq, a predicted model, not a curated record